Molecule: messenger RNA, 353 nt
Organism: Linepithema humile (Argentine ant)
Lineage: Eukaryota; Metazoa; Arthropoda; Insecta; Hymenoptera; Formicidae
Source: RefSeq, a predicted model, not a curated record
AUGUAUGGAGUGCAAUGCGUGCAACAGAAUACACGCAAAUCCUAUACACAGAGUAAACUGGCAAAUGUCCUAUUUACUAAAGAACUCGUGCGUCAAUUGGCAAAGGCAAAGAUAAUAGGAAUAAAUGUUUACGCCUUACAUCCUGGUCUUAUGCCUACGGAAAUAUCACGUCAUAGCGGCGACACCUUUUUUUAUGGUGCGGACAAAUGUUAUACUUUUUGGACUUGGUUGUUUUUUAAGAAUGUGGUGCAAGGAGCACAAACAACAAUAUAUUGCGCGAUAGAUGAAAAAGCGGGCGAAGAGACUGGGCUCUAUUAUUCGUAAGCGUUAUAUGAUAUUAUAUAUAUGAAUAU